Hydra vulgaris (swiftwater hydra) is the source of this 2077-nucleotide messenger RNA. RefSeq names its product solute carrier family 12 member 8. The record is from RefSeq and is a predicted model, not a curated record. Gene Ontology annotation, molecular function: potassium:chloride symporter activity. NCBI's taxonomy places the organism in Eukaryota, Metazoa, Cnidaria, Hydrozoa, Anthoathecata, Hydridae. Gene Ontology annotation, cellular component: membrane. Gene Ontology annotation, biological process: potassium ion homeostasis; chloride transmembrane transport; chloride ion homeostasis.
CAAUAAUAUUAGAUUAUAAAAACAAACUGUGAGUAUAAUGUAUGUGGGUUAAAAUUGGAUCAUUAGCAUGGAAAAUAACUUGUCAACUAAUAAAAAUGACUGCAACGAGUUUAACUUACAACCAAAAAGCGAACAUAGUUUUAAUGAGCAACCGUUUCCAAAAGCAAAGCCAGAUAAAAAAUUUAAAGAAUUAUUUGAAGAUGAAAAGGAGCAGAAUGGUGAAAAACUUGAUUCAUGGUGGAAGUCUUCAUUCUUUGUAACUUCUAAAUUAUAUUUUGGAACAUGGGAUGGAGUUUUCACUUCAUGCAUAAUGAACAUGGUUAGUGUUGUUGUUUUUCUGCGAUCUGGAUGGAUGAUUGGAUAUGCUGGGAUUGGCUUAUCACUUUUAAUUGUUCUGCUCUCGUUCUUGAUUGCUUUUGUAACACUUUUAUCUGCAGUUGGCAUAUUUGAAAAAUGUUGUGUUACCAAAGGAGGCGUAUACUUUCUUAUAACACAUGUUCUUGGUGGUAAAAUUGGUGGAACCAUUGGGUUAUUGUACUCAAUUGGAAAUGCAACAGCUACCUCAUUAUACUGUACAGGUUUUGCUGAGUCAUUAUGUCAACUAGCCAAUUGGAACAAUAAAUGGUCCAUUUGUUUAGUUAGCAUAACUACUUUGUUUGUAAUGUUAAGUAUUGCUAUAUCAGGUGUAAAGUGGGUUGUUCGGUUUCAGUUAUUGUUAUUAGUUAUUAUUGCUGCUGGUAUUAUGGAUUUUGUUAUAGGCACUCUAGCACUCAGUAAGCCUGAGAUAGGUUUUACUGGAUUUUCUAACUACAAUUUCAAGGAAAAUUUAAAUGCACAGUUUACAGACCAGAUCACUUUCUUUGUUGUCUUUGGUGUUUUUUUUCCAAGCGCAUGUGGAGUAAUGGCAGGCAUUAAUAUGAGUGGAGAUUUAAAAAAUCCGGCUGAGAAUAUUCCUGAAGGAUCAGUUGCUAGUCUUGGAACAUGUGCUGCGCUUUAUACAACAAUCGUACUGUUUUUGGGAUCUACAUGUUCACACUAUGCUUUGCAAACUGACUACAUGAUUAUGCAAAAAAUGUCAAUUACUGGAGUACUUCUCUUGUGUGGAUUAUUUGUUGCUGCCCUUUCUUCAGUCUUGGGAGGUUUAGUGGGUCCACCACGUGUUUUACAAUCUAUUGCAACAGAUAAUGUCUUAUCAAUACUAAAACCAUUGGAGAAAGUUAAAGGUAUCAAUGAAGAACCUCACAAUGCUACGCUUACAGUUGCUGUAAUUGCUUUUGUUUUUAUAUUCGUUGGUAAUAUGAAUACUUUAGCUCCUAUUGUCACAAUGCCUUUUCUAAUGACAUAUUCUGCUGUUAAUUAUGCCUAUUUUGCUUUGUCAAUGAGCUUUGAAAAUUUAAAAAAACAAGGUUUAAACACAGCUAAUUAUGGUGCAAUGUCACAAAUAGAUCCAUUCUCUCAAAAAAAUUCUAAUAGCCUAAUCUCACCAACAGAUACUAAUGAAGCAUCCUUACAGCCAUCUUCUAAUAGUAUGGCGUCUCAAAGUAAAUCUAGUUCUGAAUAUUCACUGAUUUUAUCAGAAACUGUUCGAAAAGAAAGUUUUGCUGCUAAUAAUGAAAAUGGUUUCAGAAAUCAUACACAAUCAAAUAGCAUUUGUACUAUCCUAUGCAACAAAUGGAUUUCUCUAAUCGCUAGUAUAUGUUGCAUCUUGUGUUCAUUUUGCAUCAGUUGGAUAUUUGCACUGACUAACUUAGCCAUUACAUUUUUACUGUAUGUUUUUAUCAGUUGGUCACAACCUGGUUUACCACAGGGUGUUUCUAAUCAUUUUAGUUUAAGUUAUUGGCUAUUAUCAGUAUGCAUGAGAAAAAAUAGGAAAUCUGAAAAGCGGAUUGUAGUUCAUAGCGAUUCAAUAUCAUACGGUAUUUCAAUGUUGCAAGUUUCAGAAGACAAUUCGGACUAUUAUCACAGACUAAAACAGCAUCACUCCUCCACUUGUUCAAAUCCUAUUCCUUAUUAACUCAUGUAUUUUUCCUAAUAAAGUUUUUAUUAGUUUUGCUGAUGAAUAUAUAUAUAAAUAUAU